Molecule: messenger RNA, 1277 nt
Organism: Solanum stenotomum
Lineage: Eukaryota; Viridiplantae; Streptophyta; Magnoliopsida; Solanales; Solanaceae
Product: LEAF RUST 10 DISEASE-RESISTANCE LOCUS RECEPTOR-LIKE PROTEIN KINASE-like 2.7
Exons: 3
Coding region: 59-1057 (332 amino acids)
Molecular function (GO): polysaccharide binding
Source: RefSeq, a predicted model, not a curated record
ACACUUUCCUAAUGCUACAGUCUUUCUUAACUAUACAAAAUCUUGGUAGAGAAAAUCAAUGUCAACAUCUUCUCACAUGGCCAUUUCAGUAGCAAACAAUUGUAUAUCAACUUUGUCCAUCUUUAUUAUUUUCCUUUUACUUCAAUUUCUGAGCAUAACAGAAGCUCAAUCAAGCAUUUGUAGAAAUUCGUGUGGCGAUAUCCCAAUUCAGUAUCCUUUUGGCAUUGAUGAUGGCUGUGGAAGUCCAUUUUAUCGACACAUUCUUGUAUGCACUGGUGGUCAGCUUCAACUUAGAACCCCUUCUGGUAGAUACCCUGUUAGAAAUUUAAGUUAUAUCGAUCCACAUAUUCUUGUGACCGACCCCUUAAUGUGGAAUUGUCUAGAUGGUGACAAUUUUCGACCUACCAGGCCUUUUAGUCUAGACACUAGCACACAUUUCACAUUGUCCUCUGAAAAUGACUACUUGUUCUUUAAUUGUAGUGAAAGUGAUGUGUUAGUUGAGCCAAAACCAAUGUUCUGCGAGCGUUUCCCUGAUCAGUGUGAUUCAACUUGUGAUAGUUCGAGUUAUCUUUGUAGGCACAUGCCUGAAUGUCCUACUGCUUUGAGGAGUAGCUCUUGUUGUUCUUACUAUCCCAAAGCUACUGAAUCUUUGAGGCUGAUGUUGAAGCAUUGUGCAAGCUAUACUAGUGUGUAUUGGAGGAAUCUUGGUUCAACCCCCGCAUUUGAUCAGGCUCCUGAGUAUGGGAUUAGAGUUGAUUUUGAUAUUCCAGUUACUACGCGAUGCCUGCAGUGUCAAGAUACUGUUAAGGGAGGAGGAACUUGUGGCUUUGAUAUAGAAACACAGGAUUUCUUGUGCCUGUGUGACAAAGGGAACAGUACCACUUACUGUAAUGAUCGUACGAGCUCUCACAGAAGAGGAGUCGUAGUAGGGACAGCAACUGCAGUUUCAGUUGCCGGGGCAUUUGGAAUAGGAGCUGGUGUAUGGUACUUGAAGAAACUCAGAGCAAAAGCACCGGUAACGCAUGGAGUUCAAACCAAUGAGAAUAGACUCUUCUGAGAUCUUCUUUUGAAGUAAACUAAAAAAUUGCUCUAUUUCUUCCUUCUUUUCCACUUUUCUUUACCAUUUUUCGACUUGUUUUCCCCCCUUCUAUCUUUUACUUUUUUAUAUAGCUUAGCUUAUUCUUGCACUUCAAUUGGUUCUGUUUGUAAGUUUAUGGAAUCAACUUUUUGUCUGAGCAUGUUUUGACAUUGCUUGUAUGUGGAGUAAGGAAUGUCUU